Messenger RNA from Oikopleura dioica, 16632 nucleotides. Lineage: Eukaryota; Metazoa; Chordata; Appendicularia; Copelata; Oikopleuridae. The record is from the annotation of a GenBank genome assembly.
AUGAGAUCGAUUAACAAUUUGAUCUUCAUCCUUAUUUACAACCGGAUUGACGCUGCUGAAAUAUGCAAAGCGGGAGAGGUCAGAAUUGGUGAAAGCUGUUUUGAGUGUCCCGCUGGAUUCAGAUGUUCCGACGAGAAGCUUCUUUCGUGUGACCUUGGCGAGUAUCAAGACAAAGAAGGGCAAGAGUUCUGCAAGCAAUGUCCGGAAACCGCAAUUGACGAAAGGGUUGAUCUGGAAGAACCGAGUGUCGCUUGUAAUGAAUGUCCUCCUGGAUACGUAAACAUAAAAAAUGAGUGCAAACCGCCAGAUGAUAGUGAAAAGCAUUCUCGUGUCAGACGGGAAGUUACCAAUUGUAAAUCAGGAUUUUAUCUUGUGACAAGUGCGGUCAGUGGCGAAAAUGAGUGUGUUCCUUGUCCAGAAGGAAAAUAUUGCACUGGUGGGAAUAAUGCUCAGAGUAAAAACUGCGCAAAAAUUGGCGAUCAUACAUAUUCUGGACAUGGCAUGUCUACAUGUCCCUCUUGUACGAAUAUUGUCUCUUUAUAUGGAAAAAUAUGCAAAUCCGACAAAAAUAACAAGUUGAGCGAAAUAAGAGAAUGCCCAGCGGGUACAAAGGCAGAUGCAAAUGGAAGUAAUACUACAAACUGCUCUGCAAAGAACUAUUGUCCUGGAAACUGCAAAGAAAUUUCUUGCCCAAAAGGAACCUACUCGAAGGCUUCAGCGAGUGAGUGUUCUAUUUGCAGAGCUGGUAAAUAUUGCUCGAAUGGAUCCGAACGAGAUUGUGGUACUGAUGAAGUUAGCGCUGACGGUCAAUCAUCCUGUAUUCCAUGCCCACCCGGAUACGCUUGCCCGAAUGAAAAACUCCAAGACGCAGUGCGAUGCUUGCCAGGCAAUUUUAUUCAAGGAACAUCUUGUACUCCGUGUCCUGCUGGAAGUUAUUGUCCCUCACCUACCGCUGGAAGAAAGAACUGUCCCGAAGGAACUUUUUCACAGGCCGGGGCUACUUCGUGUUCACCUGCUUUACCUGGAUUUGAAGCUAAGAACGCCAACACAGAAAGUCCAACAAAAUGCUCAGCUGGCCAAUAUUCAGUUGAUGGGAAAGAGUGCAUAGAUUGUCCGAAAAAUAACUACUGCCCCGCUGUGAAUAGACCACCAAUUCCUUGUCUUCCAGGAUUUCACACAGCAAAUACAAAGUCAACAUCAUGUGAUCCAUGCCCAGCGGGAAGUUUUUGUGAAUCAGGCCAAGACCCAGUACCUUGUGAGGAUGGAUUUUAUUCUCAUAAGGGUGCUUUUACUUGCACAGUCUGUAAACCUGGCUAUCUGUGCACUACAACUUCGCAUGACUCUCCUAUGUCCGAUCCUUGUCCUGCCGGAAGUUACUGCCCUAUCAUUGAUGAGGGCGAUGGCGCAAAACCGACAAGAAAAACAUGUCCGGAAGGAACAUUUCAACCAGAGACCGGAAAAUCAUCAUUUCAUGACUGUCAGCCAUGUCCUCCAGGGUACGUCUGUACGACGAAUGCACUACCAACAGUGAAAUGCCCAGCUGGAUUUUAUUGUCCUGGCGUAACCAUUUCUCAAUCUCUUAUUGACGAGCUUGAUGACAGUUCAACAAAUCUACAAUACAAUAACAAUCCAAAUACACUUUCUAUUAAUGGCAUGCAGUAUCCCUGUCCUCCAGGAACAUAUAACCCUGACGAGGGAAUCACUCAUGUGUCACAGUGUAAAAUCUGCGACGCUGGAAAGUAUUGCAUUGAAGGAUUUCCAGCAACGGGUGGCAAUGUUACUCCAUGCCCUGCUGGCUACCACAGUUCUAGUGGUGGACUUGCGAACCCGCAACAGUGCGAUGUCUGUAGUAGAGGAAAGUAUUGUGAGAGUGGAAAGGGUGAAACAAAUUGUCCUGCUGGAACAUAUCGAGCAGAAGAAGGUGCUGAAUCAAAAAGUGACUGCAUUCCAUUGCAACCAGGAACCUUCAGCUCUUCUACCGGAAAAAUCGAUGACACUGGUACUAUAUGUCCAAAAGGGAGUUUUUGUCCUCCAGGAUCAACCGAAGCAAUCCCUUGCCCAGUUGGAACGUAUGGUAAUGCAACUGGACUACAUUAUCAGCAUAACUGCAAACCUUGUGAACCUGGAAAAUACUGCCCCUCGACUGGUCUAACUGACGCAGACCAAAUACAGUGUUCUCGAGGUUAUUACUGUCCGCUCGGCACAAUAUAUGAAAAACAAUUUCCAUGUGAAGCUGGAACUUACUCUGAUGUCGGAACUGAGUGUCAAAGAAAAGCACCUGAUGCUUUUGACUGGGUUAAUGUUAUCUCUUGCAAUUUGGAAUGCCAGAUUUGUGAUGCUGGAUCAUAUUGUCCCGCCGCGACAGAAUCAACACAAGUUACAAGCCUGAAGUGUCCAUCUGGUCAUUACUGUCCUGAAGGAACAAUGAGCAAAUUCCAGUUUCCUUGUCAAAAUGGAACGUAUAAUGAAUUUGAGGGAAAAUACAGUCCUAACGAUUGCAUAAAAUGCACAGAGGGACAUUGGUGCGGAGAAGGAACAACUAAUCCAACACCCUGUCCUGAUGGAAGAUACUACAAAAAUGAUACUAGUCUUAUUGGAGCGAGAAAUGUUGACGAGUGUGAUUUAUGUCCAGGUGGUAAAUACUGCACAACAACAGGUUCGUCCGAUUGCGAUCCAGGAACAUACUCACGACCUGGUCAAACUUCAUGCAAACCAUGUGUUGCAGGCUCAUAUUGCCCAACUGGAACAUCAGAAAAGGCAAUGUUGAAUGACUUAAUUUGUCCGGCUGGAAAAUUCUGCCCAGAAGGUUCGGAAAAUGCACUUUUGGAUUGUGAAGAGGGCUUUUAUUGCCCGAAAGGAACCGAUCAACAAUUAAAGUGUUUUCCCGGAACAUACAAUACUCAAAGAGGGAAAGCAGAAGCUAGUGACUGCGUUCAAUGUGAUGCAGGCUAUUACUGUACUGAAGGUAUGGCUACUUCGCCGAUAAGUAACGCCUCGAUGCUUUGUGAUGAGGGUUAUUAUUGCCCAAAAGAUAUCGUUCUGAAUGCAUUUCUCACAAAAUACGACCUUGAAAGUGGUGAUGUUCAGCAAGCUCUCAACCGCAAAGUAGGAUCAUGGGGGCCCAAGCAAUUCCCUUGCCCAGGCGGAACUUAUCGAGAUACUAAAGGCGCAAAAGAUGACAAAGAAUGUACAGAUUGUUCGGCGACAAAAUACUGCCCAGAAGGAAGUCCAAAAGAACUUGAUUGUCCUGACGGCUACGUUUGUGGUGCUAAAACUGAAGUUCCUAUUCCCUGUCCAAAAGGAACCUACCAUGAUACAACAGCUACUCCGUCCCUCUCUUCUAUCGACGAGUGCACUGAUUGUACUGAAGGAAUGUACUGCGACGGAGAAGGUUUGACAGCACCUCGUGAUAAAUGCGAUCCUGGGUAUAUUUGUUUCACUGGUUCUCCGAUUUCGAAUCCGCUAGACAUCUACGGUAGUGAAUGUUCCGCGGGCGGGUACUGUGAGCAAGGAUCGUCCCAAUUAACACCUUGUCCCGAUGGUACAUUCUCGAAUGCAAGUAGAGCGACAACGGACAAGGAGUGCGUCGACUGCCGACCAGGUCUGUUUUGCGACCCUGGAGGGAGUGCUAUUAUUGAACCUACUGGAGGAUGCCUUCCUGGAUAUUAUUGUACUGAAAAAUCUAAUACAUCCACUCAAAAUAGUUGUGGCCCAGGUACAUUUUGUGAGGAAUUGUCUUCAGUCGAGUCCAGCUGCACUUUCGGAACAUACAACCCUUCUUUCAAUAAUGAUUCAUGUGUUGCUUGUGAUGAAGGAAGUCUCUGUAAAUCAACUUCACUUUCUUCACCUGGUCCCGCAUGUCCAGAAGGAAGCUUUUGUCCUAGUCCCUUCAAAUUUAUCAAUCCUAACGAUCAUACAGAUAUUAUUCUAAUGAAUACAUCGUCAUCAUAUCCAAAACUACUUCCUGAAAUUGGAUCUUACACUCCAGUUCUUUGUCCACCAGGAACAUAUGGGGUGAGUGGUGACAAAAAAGAUGAAACAACUUGUGUACGUUGUCCUGAAGGCAAAGCUUGCUUUCAUUUUGGAAUGACAUUUAGUGAUAUUGAAGAUUGCGAAGCCGGAUUUAUGUGCGGAGAGGGGAAUAUUUAUAGAACUCCUUCGGAAGGCGAUGGCGAUUCAAUGUCGAGCGGGCCUUGUGAGCCUGGUCAUUAUUGUCCUGCUGGAACCACAAUAUCAGGGUCUACUGCACCCAAGAAAUGUCAACCAGGAACAUUCAAUCCUAACAAAUUCGGUAAGGCUCUUGAUGACUGCUUACCUUGUCUCGCUGGUAUGGCAUGCACAGCUGAGGGCCUUGAAUGGCCCGAUGCAGAAUGCGAGGCAGGAUACUAUUGCACUGCUGGUGCUUCAAGCGCACAGCAAAAUAAGUGCACUCUCGGACACUAUUGUCCUCCUGGUUCGAAUAAAGAAAAAGAAUGUCCAGUCGGAUAUUAUCAAAAAGAAUUAGGUCAAUCAACUUGUACGCCCUGUCCUGCUGGUAAACUGUGUCCGACAGAGGGAAUGGACGAUCCCCAGCCUUGUAUCGCUGGAAGCUACUGUUUAGGGACACAUUGUGAGCCAGGUUCCACGUGUGAUCUUGGCAAGUUGAAACCAGGUACGCGACAGCUUAUUCGAUGCGGUUGCGAAGACAAUGGCAAAGUUUGUGGAAACACAAACGUCGCGUGUUAUGAAGAACGAGUCCCCACUUAUUGCCCGAUUGGAUAUUAUGGAGUGGGAGACAUUCUCAAAAGUGAAGGUGAAUGUACUCUCUGCGAUGCUGGAAAAUAUUGUGACGAGCCAGGAAUGACUUCAACACAACAAAAAUCGAUAGGAAAGGGGCAUUUUUCUACAGGGGGUGCACGAGUGAAAUAUCCGGUUGAGACAAUUUAUCCAAACGGAACUUUUGAUUAUCCCGAUUGCUUAGGAUCAAAUACAUGUGGCUUAUGUGAGAAAGGAUAUUUCUGCAACCAAGAAGGACUUACCACCGCCACUCCUUCUGCCAAUAAGUGCCCGAAAUUUACUUUCUCCAAUCAACCUGGAUACGGCGAAGACAAUUGUAUAAUAUGUCCUGUCGGUUACGAUUGCAACACAGAGGGAAUAUCAGAACUAACGGACGAUCUGCUUUGUGAAGAACAUUUUACUUGUACUGGCGGCGGCGCCUCAAAAAAUGACUGUGAAGCAGGUAAAUAUUGCCCGAGAGGAUCAAGUGAAGGACUCCCUUGUACUCCAGGCUAUUUUUGCGAAGGAACAUCGACAGGCCGUCAAAUCUGCCCUGCUGGAACAUUUUGCGAAGGAGGAAAUGACGCUCCUGAGCAAUGUCCACCAGGUUACAACUGCCCUGUAGCUGGAACUUACCAACCUCUUCCAUGCCAGCCAGGAUAUUAUCAAGAUCAACAAGGUCAAAUUCAGUGCGAGCUAUGCAGUGCAACAAAGUACUGCCCGGAUACGGCGAUGAGUCAAUCAUCGGAUGAUCUUCCUCUCUGCGAUCCUGGAUACAUUUGUACUGGAGGGGCGAAAUCACCAAAACAGGAGCCUUGUGAAGAAGGAACUUAUAAAGAUAGCUCAAUGGAUAGUUGUGAAUCCUGUCCAGAUGGAAAAUAUUGUCCGAACAAAGGAAUGAGCGAUCUCACAGAGUUUGAUUGCCUGGAUGGAUUCGUUUGCAAUGGCAUUGUUAACAACGAGUCCCCAAGAGGUGAUAAGCAAUGUACCCCAGGCCAUUAUUGCGAAAAGGGUUUCGAAUACGAAUGCCCAAGUGGCACUUUCAGGUUGACUUCGGGAUCAAGCUCCAUAGAUUAUUGUGUCGAAUGUACUCCUGGUUUUAUUUGCCCGAACGCUACUGUUUCUCCUACAAUCAAAUGUCCACCUGGAUUUUUCUGUCCAUUAGGUACAGGUGAAAAUGAAGAGCAGCCGUGUACUCCUGGUCAUUUUUGUCCUGAAGCAUCUGAUCGAGAAAUUUUGUGUCCAAAAGGAACGCUUUGCAGUUUUGAUGAGAUGGCUGAGCCUGAUGCAUGCACUCCGGGAGACUUGUGUGAUCAGUUAGGACAAACGACAAGAAAAGAUUGCCCCGAAGGAUACAAGUGUCCAGUGCCAGUAUGUGCUUCAACCGACGCAUUUGAUCUUGAAAAAUUUCAUCAAUACACAACUCUAUAUGCAUGCGACGAUGACAUUGUUCCCGAGUUUAAGAUUCCUUGUGGCAAAGGUUACUACAAUGACCAGCUGAACCAGGAAGAUUGUAAGCUCUGUCCAGAAGGAAAAUAUUGUCCUUAUAUCAAUACAAUCACGCCUGAGGAUUGCGUCGCUGGGUUUGACUGCGUUGGUGGCUGCAAAAUGUCAACUCCUCGAACAGAGUCUAUCGAUUGUGUUAAUCCACCGAAUGCAACAUCAACUGCUACUUUCAAGUACCUUUGCCCUAAAGGAUAUUAUUGUGAGCCCGGUCAACCAAAGAAACCUUGUCUUGCCGGCACGUACAACCCAAUGGAAGGCGCUGUUAAUUCGGACUGGUGCCUUACAUGUCCCACUGGUUCGACCUGUGAUGAAGCUACAGGAGAAGUACCAACCGAUGGAACUGUCACGUGUGAAGAUGGAAAGUACUGCACAGAUGGCAAAAUUGAAGAUUGUCCAAAGGGCUUUUACUGUGACUACUCUACUAAUCCCGGCAGAUCCGAGCCAUAUCCAUGCCCAGAAGGAACGUUCAAUGAUAAAACAGGACUAUCGAAAGUUGAAGAAUGCUCGGAGUGUACUGCAGGAUACUAUUGUGAUAGACAAGCAAUGACUCAAGCACCGGAAACACUCUCCUCGCCACCAAAAUGUCAAGCUGGCUUCUAUUGCCCAAUCGGAAGUAAAAGCCGACAAGACACAAUUUGUCCAGUGGGAUCAUUCUGUCAAGAAGAAGUUGGAGCCCCUUCUCCUUGUCCACCGCGAGAAUACACAUCAAGCAAAGGCCAAGAAGCUUGCAAAGGAUGCCCAGAAAGAUUCAUAUGCCCCGGUGGAACAGCUCCUAUCCCAUGCCCAGCUGGAGAGUACUGUGGAGCUGGAGUUUCAUCUGGUGCAAAAUGCCCCGCUGGCACUUGGUCAAACGUCGAGAAGCUCGCCAAAGAGAGCGAAUGCAUGGCUUGUCCGCCUGGUAAAAUAUGCAAAACUGAAGGAAUCGACGACGAGAACAAGCUUGAAAAUUGUCCGGCUGGCUAUUGGUGUCAGCAUUCAGUUCAAGUUGAUCCUGCUGGGUCGAACUCAAAUUGCAAUAAUGGCAAGUUUGGUAAGUGUGCUGCUGGUUUUAUGUGUCCUGAAGGAUCAUCACGCCCCAUUCCUUGCAGCGCUGGAACUUAUCAAGAGAAUGAAGGCCAAGAAAGCUGUGAGCCAUGUCCUGCUGGUGAGUUCUGCUUCGAAGGCGCUGCUGUACUCGAAACAAAUACAAAUUACACACAAGUCAAACGCGGGAAGUGCCCCGUUGGCUAUUACUGCCCUUCUGGAACAAAAUCUCCAUACGACUAUCCUUGUCGAAAAGGUACCUAUGCUGACCUUUCUUCUCCCCGCGAAGACGACAGCGCCUGUAAAAUUUGUGAUGCAGGAAGUUUCUGUGGCAAAGAAGGACUCGAACUGCCAUCUGGCUUAUGUACACCUGGGUUUUACUGUCCAGAAGGAUCAACAGAAGCAACGGCCAAAAAGUGCGGAAGUGGAAACUACUGCCCUGAAGGAUCUAAAGAACCAUUACCCUGUCCAGCAGGAAAAUAUUGUCCUGGAGUUACUAUGUCGGACAUUCCGGAUAACAAUGUAAAUGAUCCGAUUUGGGACUGCUGGCCAGGAUACUAUUGUUUGGCAGGAUCAAAAACACCAAAUCCUUCCACUGGAAAAUGCAAAAAAGGCUUUUAUUGUCCCGCUGGUAAUGACGCUCCGAAACCAUGUGAUGCUGGCACUUACCUGGAUUUUGACCUUGCAUUCAGCUCAGCGCACUGUAAACCUUGCAAACCAGGUUAUUUGUGUAGCGAAGCUGGUCUUUCGCAGCCAUAUGAUGAGUGUAGCGAAGGCUUUUAUUGUGUCGACAAUAUAGAGAUAGAGUGUGAGGCUGGAUAUUAUUGUCCGAAGAAUUCCGGAUUCCCGCGAUUGUGCGAGUCUGGAACAUAUUCAGCCCGUGCCGCAAGUUCUUGCAAAGCAUGUGAUGCUGGCAAGUACUGUGAUCCGUUUGAAACAGGAGUAGUUGUGCCUGUGAGUUCGCCAAAAGAAUGUCCUCCAGGAUACUAUUGCCCGUCUGGAACAAAGUUCAUGUAUGAGUAUCCAUGCCCAGCUGGAAAAAUUCGCAAAACAGAAGGUGCCGCUAGCGAAAAUGACUGUGAUCCGUGCCCAGCAGGAUCUUACUGCAAAGACCGAGGUCUUUCUGCGCCAACAGGAGACUGCUAUAAAGGUUACGAGUGUCCUCAAGGUCAAAUUCGUCCCAAUCCUUCCGACCAUAAAUGUCCGGCCGGUCAUUAUUGUGGCAGAGAAGGUUGUGGAGAUGGUAUUGGAACGCCAUGCCCUGUUCCAUGCCCAGCUAAUACUUACAAUGAUAUGCCUGGCGCAACCAUGCUUGAAAGUUGUCAACCUUGCACAAAAGCAUGUAGUGGAACUGGUAAUAUUCAAGACGGUGAUGCGUGUGCAGCAGGACAAGAUUGUGAGUUUGAUCCUCCAGUUCCCUGUCCAAAGGGCUAUUACUGUCCUGAAAACGAAACUUACAAAGUUGAAUGCCCACCUGGAACAUUUAGAAACGAGGUAGGUGGCAAAGAGUUGAGCGACUGCACGAACUGCACAGCAGGGACUUACUGCCCAGACAGUGCUAUGGAAAAUGUUCUUACCGAGUUCUGUGAUGAUGGGUAUGACUGUCAAACUGGUGCUGAAGUACCAAAACCAUCGACUAUGGUCUGUCCGAUUGGUGUUUAUUGCGAAGGUAUCGGAAAAGCUGCUCUUUGUACAAAUGGCGAGACAACAGUAUUCACGGGCGCUGAUAAGUGCCAUACUUGCCCGAAAGGCUACGAUUGUGUUUCCGGCAGUGAGCCUGUUAUUUGUCCAAUUGGUUUUUACUGCGAAACUGGAACUCCUGCAGAAUGUCCAUCUGGCACGGUUGGCAAAAUUGUUGGGCUUACUAAUCAGUCUGAAUGCUCUCCAUGUCCAUCAGGCAAAGUUUGCCCAGGAGGUUCGAUUGAAAAUGAGUGUCCUGCUGGAAAGUAUUGUCGAGAAAACGCAUCCGAACCAGCAACAAAUAUUGAAGAAUGUCCUGCUGGAUAUGAGUGUCCCCUUGGGACGGGCGAACCUAAGCCCUGCUCUGCUGGAUUUUUCUCAGAAGGAAGCGCAACAUCUUGUACAAUUUGCCCCGAAAAAUUUUACUGCGAAGGACCAAAGGAUAAGCAACCGUGCCCACUGGGCUAUGUUUGCCCAGAAGGUACAGAAUUUGGAAGACAAUUUGCGUGCCCGAAAGGAUCUUAUUCUGAUGAGAUUAUUUCUGAUAUUGCGGAUUGUAUUGCAUGCGACGAAUUCCAUUAUUGCGAGUUCCCGGGCCAAGAUAAACCAACAGGUAGAUGCGAUGAUGGAUACCGCUGCGAAUCCGGUGAGUCUUCUCCAACACCAGAAGACAAAUUAUGCUUGCCUGGUCAUUAUUGCGAAGCAGGCGAACAAUUACGUUGCAAAGCUGGAUUCUUCUGUCCCCGAGAAGGCAUGACUCCAGCAGAUCUUGUCGUUCCCGCUGAUGACAAUGCGGUUACUCCGAAUUUCCAAUGCAAUGAAGGAUAUUACUGUGAUGAAGGCACUCGCGUUGGUAAUCCAGGCUUGAUCAGUAGUGACGAGCGAUGCGCAUCUGGUGAGGACUGUGGUGGUCCUUGUGAGCCUGGCCAUUACUGUCCAAGAGGAACGGAAAAAGCGACUAUGCAAAAAUGCAAAAAAGGAACUUACUACUCCAAAGUGGGAGCAAGAAAUGAGCAAGAUUGUAUCCCCUGUUUGGCUGGCUACACAUGUGAUACUGAUGGACUUGCUGAUCCAACGCUGUCUUCUCAAUGUGAGCCGGGCUUCUAUUGCCCUGGUGGCAAUCGCGAUUUCUCAACGAUACAAGUUCCAUGCAAAGAAGGCCACAAAUGCCCUGGCGAUGGAAAUAUUGCUCCAAUUGCCUGCGAAGCUGGAUAUUAUCAAAUGGACCAGGAACAAGAUUCAUGUGAUCAAUGUGACCCCGGCUAUUACUGUCCAGUUAAGAGUGUCUCACCUCAAGAAGAGGAGUGUCCUGAUGGAUUCUAUUGUCCGGCAGGUACUCAACACGGUGAGAUGAAUCCAUGUCCUAUCGGAACUAUCGGCGCUGGUACCAAGUUAGAAACAAUAACAGACUGCGCCCCUUGUCCAGCAGGUAAAGCUUGUCCCUUUCAAGGAUAUCCUUCCACGAAUAGCGACUCGUUACCAUUAUGUGCACCUGGUAUUGUUUGCCCUCUCGGUGGCAAUGCAACUCACAUUCUCGAUGGCGAAAAAUGCGAAGUCGGUCAUUAUUGUGAAGCCGGUACAGAAUCACAUUCGAAUGGUACUGGUUCGAAACUUCCAAUCGAAUGUCCGACUGGUACUUAUAAUGACGUCGAGGGUGCUCAGCUCGAGAGACACUGCAAAUUCUGCAAAGCUGGCUCGUACUGUGAUAGCCCCGGAGCAACGCAAGCUUCGAAAUUAUGCAAACCUGGAUUCUACUGUCCCAUGGGAAGUACUCAGAUAGACCAGAUUCCCUGUCCGGAAGGACAUUAUUGCGAAGGUGAUGGAAAUGCAUUCCCAGAACCGUGUCCGACUCGAACUUUCCAGACGAAAAAAGAAUCAGUGAAAUGUGACGAUUGUACAGAAGGCUUUUACUGUAACGAUAAAGGUCUAAUUAAUGUCGAAGGCGUAUGUAAAGCAGGUUAUUAUUGUCCGACGGGUUCUAAAUAUCCAACUGAAAAGAAGUGUCCUGCUGGAGCCCAUUGUCCUGCUGGAUCGAGCAACUAUACUUUGUGCGAUCCUGGAUCAUAUGCUCCUGUCGAAGGAAUGGAUGCAUGUAUCGGUUGCCCUCCUGGAUUUAUUUGCGACCCGAAAGACGUUGUUCUAAAUUUUACCGACUGGAGACAUGCAAUUACUCACACGACGUGUAUUCUUGGCCAUUAUUGCCAAGCAAACACAACGAAUGAAGCCGACGCUAUUCGUUGCCCAGACGGAACAUACUCAGAGCCAUCAUUCCUUCAGCCACCAGAUUUAGCGAGCUCUUAUGAAAAGCAAGUAGGUCUCAAAUCUAUUGAUGAGUGCACUCCUUGUCCAGCAGGAUUCUGGUGCGAUGGCGUAAUCAAAACCGAGUGCAACUCAAUUGGCGAUUACUGCCAGUUUGGCGCCAGGACAAAUCAACCAACAGGACUGAAUAAUACCUGUGGUCCAGACGGAGGACCUCCAGAGAUCGGUGGGCCUUGUACUGUUGGUAAUAGUUGCGAAUCAAAUAAAACUCCUUACUCGUGCGAACCUGGAUUCUACCAAGACGAAGAGAGGCAAGAAAAAUGCAAAGCCUGCCCAGAUGGAAAUUACUGUCCUGCUGAAUCAAUAAAUCCGAUUCCAUGUGAAAGCGGUUAUAGCUGUGAGAAUGACAAAAGAUACCCUUAUUUGGAUCCGUGUCCCGCUGGUACAUUCGAUGAUGAGAUCAAUCAGCAGUGCCAGAUUUGCCCAGAAGGAAAAUAUUGUGAUCAACGGGGUUUGAAUCAAACACAAAUUGAUUCGAUGGAUUGUUUGGUAGGCUUUUUCUGUGGAGGAGAAAGUGAAGAUCGUAAUCCGUACGUAGAAGGAAGGACAAAAGACACGCCUUCCCGCAACGCACAGUGCGUUCCCGGUGAGUUCUGUCCUAAUAUUGGCCUCGGCUCGCCCGAAGCUUGUCCAGAAGGAGAAUACUGUGAAACUGACUUCCUUAAUGCGACUUCCGGAGAGUGUGCUCAAGGAUUCGCCUGCCCUAAUGAAGGAACUGAGUUUAUUGAUGGUGAUCAUGAUGUUGACUCAGUAGUCGGAAAUCCCUGCGGUCCUGGAGUAUUCUGCACAAACGGCACUGAUGAUGAUGGUUCGCCCUGUCCAGAAACAACAUACAAUAAUGGUUAUGGUCUCAGAGAAGAGAAAGAAUGCACUCCUUGCUUAGAAGGUUUUAUGUGCGAACCAGAAGGACUUGAUUACCCGACCACCCCAUGCGCAGACGGACAGUUUUGUGUCAAUGGAACUGUUAAUUCCUGUCCAGAAGGCUAUGCCUGUAAUUCCACGUCACCUUUCCCCCUUCCGUGCUAUGGCGCUUACUCUUCGGAAAAUUCAGAUCCCUCUCAAUGCGGCCCUUGUAACAGCGGAGAGACAUGUAUGAUAACGAGUUCAGAGCAUGGAAUCAAUCUUACUUGCGCGGAUUUCCCUACUUCCCUAGACGAGCCCGAUUUUGAGCCGUGCUUAUUGCAUGAUAUCUCAGAUUAUGAGGAUGAAGGUUUUGGAGUAAGCAAUGGACAACCUUGCCCAAAGGGCAGUUUCUGUGAAAGAGGAAAAAUUCCAACAUAUUGUCCACCAGGAACGUAUAAUGAUGUGACUGGAGGAUCAAGUCGUGGAGACUGCAAGCCAACAGAUGAGUAUCAUUUCAGUCAAACACCAGGUUCUGAAAUAUCGACUGGAGAUGGUGUUUGUGCUGACGGUUUCUAUUGUGUCGAAGGAUCGAGCGACAGAACGCCUCAAGACCCGAAAGAAGGCAACGGCGGUCCAUGCACUCCAGGAUUUUACUGUAAUAGUGGAAUCAGAACGGAGUGUCCUGCAGGUACAUACACGAACUCCGCAGGAGCAAUUCUUGAAUCCGAUUGCUAUCCAUGUGAUAUUGGACACUUCUGUAAAAAUGGUGCUAUCACUCCCUGUGAUGACGGUAAAAAAUGUUUCACUGGAAUAGAAUCGGACACAAGAGACUGUAUAGAGGGACGGUGUGAAGCGCCUGAUAAAGACUUCGGCCCUGUGAUAAAUGUACCCUGUAAUGCCGGUGAGUACUGGAAAGAUGACUCUUGUCAAAUAUGUCCUGCUGGAAGUUACUGCAACCUCGAUAGAUCAAGUGUUGCGACAACUGAACCCUGUCUUCCAGGCUCUGCUUGCCCAGAAGGAACCGCUUUUGAACAUACUGUCAACGCUUGUAAAAUUGGUCAAUACUCUCAAUCUGGCGAUGAAGGACUAGAGGUACUCGACUGCGUCCCCUGUGAUCCUGGUCAUGCUUGCACCGAACCUAAGCAACCAGAGCUCGGACCAGAGUGCCUUGCUGGAUUCUAUUGUAAUGAAGGGAGCAAAGAACUUGCUCCAUAUGAAUCGCAAUGUGAGACUGGUCACUAUUGCGCUGACGAAGGCAUGACUGCGUUUGACGAUCCUAUCAAAAAGCAAUGUCCACCUGGAACCUUCAAUAACAUCAAGGGUGCAAGCAGCUUGGACGAAUGUCUUCCAUGUCCACCAGGCUAUGUGUGCGAGAGUUCCGGAAUCGAUGAACUCUCAUUUGAUAUGCGAUGCCCUGAAGGAUUUUAUUGUCCUGAAUACGGUACACAGAGUGCGGCUGACGCUAUCAAAUGUCCCAUCGGCUAUUUCUGUCCCACUGGCUCAUCUACUCCACGACCGUGUGAACCAGGUACUUUUGGAACUGAAAGAGGUGCGAUAGAUAAAUGCGUGGACUGUGAGGCAGGUUAUUACUGCAAUGGAACAAAUUACGAUCCCGGUUUCAACGAUCUCACCAGGGACGAGCAGCUCAAUGAAUGCCCAUUAUAUCACUAUUGUGAGAAAAAAUCUGCUUACCCAACCACAUGCAAAGCUGGAACAUAUAAUCACGAUAAGACAGGACUUAAAGAAUCUGAGGAGUGCGAUGAUUGCCCACCAGGUGUUUUCUGCACUGCUGGCCGAAUUGCGGAUGAAUGUCUGGCAGGAUAUGUUUGCAAAGGAAAGGCAUCAAAUGCACAAUUCGAACCUUGUAAAAAUGGCUUUUAUUGUCCCGCGGGCUCCAAAGAACACCUCAAAUGCCCAACUGGCUUGAUGAUAGUCGGCGCCGGUAAAUCCAUCAAUGAGUGCGACUUGUGCCCAGGAGGUAGUUAUUGCGAUGAAGCAGAAACUCCAACGGUAGCAAAACCUUGUAACCCUGGACAUUACUGUCUUUAUGGAAGAGACGACUCGGAUGAACAAGAAGAAUGUCCACUCGGAACUUAUAAUCCUUUCCCCGGAGGUGUUGAUUUGAGCUCUUGUUUGAGUUGUCCUCCUGGUAGUUACUGUAAUGAGACCGGAAUUGGAAACAUCAAUCAGCAGAAAUUCGCUUGUCCCGAAGGCUUUUUUUGCCCUGGCGGCCAAGGUGGUCAGCCAUAUCCAAACGAUACAGACACUUUGAAUGAGCCGAUUCCGUGUCCUCUAGGAACAUAUGGACCACUUCUCAGUUUAAGAGGCCUCGAAGCGCAGGAUGACUGUGAACCUUGCCCGAAAGGAUUUUAUUGUCCCGAACCAGGAAUGAGUGACCCAUCAGAAGAGGCUGAAGUGCAGGAAUUCAAGUGCCAGCCUGGAACAUACUGUCCAGAAGGCUCGAGUCAAAACUACACAUGCCCAGCAGGAUUUUUCUGCGAGAAUGCAAGUGAAAAGGUCGCAUGUCCAGCUGGGACUUAUUGUCCACCAGAAAGACCUGAAACAGAAGGAAACGAUACAACUCGACCUGAAUUUGGGAAUGAAGAGCCCUAUGAUUGCCCGAUUGGAAGCUACUGUCCAAUUAGCGUAUAUCCUGAUCCUGAUAAUCCAGACAAGAACAUAACUAUCGGAUGCAUGCGACCCAUUCGCUGUCAAAAUGGAUAUGCCGGUGCGAUUGAGCCUGAUAAAAAAACUGAAGAAGGCAGCUGCACCAUUUGUCCUCCUGGAACUAACAGCGUACCGGAUCGAUCUGGAUGUGAGGUUUGCAGAGCUGGAACAAUUUGUCAAGAAGGCGCCACAACUGACUCUCCUCUACCUAAAAACAUCACUCUUGAGGAAAGCAAGGCAUAUCUCUGCCCUCCUGGGUACUAUUGUCCAGAAGGCGCUAUUAUCCCGAUCGGUUGCCCUCCAGGAACAUAUGGAAAGGUUGAAGGGUUGACAGACGCUAUUUCGUGCAGCGACUGUCCAGAAAAUUAUUUCACGCAUCUUUCUGGCCAACAAGCUUGUCUUUCAUGUGGUGGUCAGGCUAGACAACCUACUCCGGGGUCGUCUUCAUGUCUGUGCCAAGGUUCUGGACGCGAGUUCCAACCUUCAGAUCGACAGUGUGUCUGCAAAGUUGGCUACGCUGAGAGAAUAAUCAACCAACGUAAAGAAUGCAUCCGGCAAGUUUACGACAUUUGUAGACCAGGCACUUAUCGAGCACCAGAAGGCGACUGUAAGACAAAACUGGAAUUUGACGAGUACUGUACCAACAUGUGCUCUCCACGAGGUUAUAAUAAUGAUACCUUCGAUAAAGAGCUUGGAAUUUGCAAUUGUGCUGAUCAACGAGAUUUGGAAGAAAUUUGUAAUUAUCAAUGCAGAAGCAAGCUUAACCAGGUUGAAACUAGUCCGAUCGUCUUCAAGUGCUCUAACGGAACAUCAAAAAUCAUGGCUAGAGUCGAUGGCCAAGAUGAUCCUCUAGAAUUCGAUUUAUCAGACACAAGCUUGAAUAUAAUCAAUUCGGACAGCACUUUAGAUCGAACAGUAUGUGAAGUUGACGACGUCGAGCAAGUAAUUUUCUUUAUGUCACUCACACCUCCGAUUGGCGGAAAAAGACUCGUUACAGGAUCAUAUGAAGAAGACGCAGGCAUCUUAGUUGAUAUUCUCGAUCCAAAUAGAACGAAAAGAUCUCGCCGGCAAAGUCAAACUCCUGAUAACGGAAUCGAUAAUCCUAUUAUUUGUCUAGAACAGGGCCAGAUGAUCUUCUUCGAGGUAGAUACUGACAGUUACCCAGUUUACGACGAAACAUCUCUUCUCAACACCAACGAGGACUUCGAUUUCGGCGGUUUUAGACUUGCAAGCGAAAUGCUCUCUAUAAUGGACAGUGUUGCUCGCGUUUUUGCGUUUAGAUUCGAUAAUCCAGGAACUUAUGUGUUCUACAUCGCCCAACCUUGUAACGAUCCUGGUGGAGAAUGCGAAGUUGACAAGACGCAAGUGUUUUACAUUACAGUUAAUUCCGACAGAACAUCGUGCCCCCAGAUCGGUCCUUUCUUCCCUGCCACUUCGAGAUAUGGAACUCUCAUUGGCGCUAGAUUUGCUGAUGACAUUUACAUCGCGCCUGAUUGGCUUUACAUCUCUGUCCUCAUCAUUAUCGGAUCGGCUAUUCUUGGGUGCUUGGUCUGGCUACUGUAUCUCUUCAGAAAGUAUGGAUGGACAAAGUGGGUCAUGGAAACAACAUUCUACCGAUGGGUUAACUCUCUUUUGGAUAUCGAUCAAUUCGUCUCCAAAGGAUCUGCUCGAAAUGACAAAGAAUUCGUCGAUGACAUUAAAGAAGACGAAGAUGAGAUCGAGGCAUUCGAUUCAAAUCGUUUCUUCGAUUACGGAAGAGUUUUACACCUUGAAGAUUUCGACACUCAAAAGUUUACCGUCUGCUUUUGGAACAAAGCACUGGACUUAUUUCUGGUUUAA